Messenger RNA from Asparagus officinalis (garden asparagus), 771 nucleotides. Its product is annotated as MADS-box transcription factor 23-like. NCBI's taxonomy places the organism in Eukaryota, Viridiplantae, Streptophyta, Magnoliopsida, Asparagales, Asparagaceae. Gene Ontology annotation, biological process: positive regulation of transcription by RNA polymerase II. The record is from RefSeq and is a predicted model, not a curated record. The coding region runs from base 115 to 771 and encodes 218 amino acids. Gene Ontology annotation, cellular component: nucleus. Gene Ontology annotation, molecular function: RNA polymerase II cis-regulatory region sequence-specific DNA binding; protein dimerization activity; DNA-binding transcription factor activity, RNA polymerase II-specific. The transcript has 8 exons.
CGAUAUCACAAGCUUAAGGAAGCUCAAUACCUGCACCUCCUCAAGUGAGAAAUCUAGGGCAAUAAGCGGCCGAAGAAAACAGGGUUAUUGUGAUCGACUUGAUUAAAGCAUAAAAUGGGAAAGGCAAAGAUUGCAAUCAAGAAGAUUGACAACUUGACGAGCAGACAAGUAACUUUCUCGAAGAGAAGGGGAGGGCUUCUGAAAAAGGCGAGGGAGCUCGCUAUUCUUUGCGACGCUGAGGUCGGACUCAUCAUCUUCUCAAGUACAGGCAGACUUUAUGAUUUCUCCAACACAAGUGUUAAAUCAGUGAUUGACCGAUACACCGAGACAAAACAGGAGCAGCAACGCCUCGUGAAUGCAAACUCAGAAGCCAAGUUCUGGCAGAAUGAGGCAACAAGUUUGAGGCAGCAGCUGCAUAAUCUACAAGAAAAUCACAGGAUGUUGACGGGUGAAGACCUUUCAGGUCUCAGUGUCUAUGAUCUACAAAACUUAGAGUCCCAACUGGAUAUGAGUUUACGAGGAAUUCGAACGAAGAAGGAGCAAAUGUUAAUCAGUGAGAUACAAGAAUUAAACAAGAAGGGUAGCCAGGUUCACAAAGAAAAUAUGGAUCUCUACAAUAAGCUAAAUGAUAUUCGUCGAGAAAAUGAGGAAUUACACGAGAAGGUUUCAGAAGCAAGAAGAUUGAACGCUAGCGCCGCCAGAAGUUCUUUUGUUUCAUAUGAAGUUGCACCUAAAGAAGAAGAGGAUGAAGAAGUAACCAUUCAUCUCUAG